Melitaea cinxia (Glanville fritillary) is the source of this 8566-nucleotide messenger RNA. RefSeq lists its product as uncharacterized. The transcript is spliced from 25 exons. NCBI's taxonomy places the organism in Eukaryota, Metazoa, Arthropoda, Insecta, Lepidoptera, Nymphalidae. Gene Ontology annotation, cellular component: filamentous actin; microtubule organizing center. Gene Ontology annotation, molecular function: protein binding. Gene Ontology annotation, biological process: actin cytoskeleton organization. The record is from RefSeq and is a predicted model, not a curated record. Bases 1 to 6228 code for a protein of 2075 amino acids.
AUGUGGACAGGAUACAGAAGGACGAAGGAAUAUAACUUUAUCGUGAUCGAGGAGGUUAUGCAGCAGAAGGUGCCAAAGGUGCCUAGUAACGUCAAAGUCCAGCAACAACAAAGCUCUUCAUACAUCCGUAAAGGCAUAGCGGCGAAUUUCUUCAAGACAACCUUCAGCUCUAGAAACAAGGCGGUACCAACCGCCGUUUCGAAACCGAUCCAAGAAACUAACAAAAUAGGUAGCGCGGAGACUAAGCCUGUAACAAGAAAUAGGCCUAGAUUGGCAUCUACAACGGAAACCAAACUCAAGAGACGGAGUAGUGAUCGCAUUUUAAACCUUCGAAUUGAAAAACCCUUAGAACCUGCUAGGCCUCUGAGAACUAAAACUGCAACCCUAGAUCCAGGGGGGCCUAAAACACCUGACAAGCUUAAGAAUGACUUAGGUUCGAACGUUUUGAAUAUAAUUAAAAAAAACCCAGCACCGCCAAAACCGUCGAAAACUCCAGAUUCUGUGCUGCCGCCAACUUUGAAGCCGAAACUUGCAGAGAAAGUCAAAUUGAAACGUGAAAAAUAUGUAAACAAUAAUACUGUUUGGACGAACGCAAAUGUAGUUAAGAGUUUUUGUACUAGAAUUUGCGCUACCCACCUAAAAGGACCAAGUCAGGGGAAGCAGGAGGCGACUCUGAAAGGCGCCCCGUCGAUCUCCAGCCUCGACUCGAAACACCACAAAGUAGCCCCAGCUAGAGAAAAGACACUUAAAAUAUUCGGAUCCAAGGAGAAGCUACACAAAGCGCACAAAAAGAAGGAUCUAGGAAAUAACAAUGCGGUAUUGGAGGAUCCCGAACUGAGGGAAGGCUUAGAGUUCGAAGAUGGGCAGGUUAGAUCUCACGAUUACGACAGCGCAGAGGAGCUGGGGGUGGGUUCCGUAGACGAGCGAGGUUCCCAGGAGUGUGUCAGCCUACCGGUUACGCUAAACGCUGACCACAUGCCGGGCUUCCAGGAGGUCGAGCUCAGGCCCAGGGUUCCAUCUGAGGCAUCGCUAACAUCAGGUGUUCGUGAGUUAGAAUCGCUGAGGAGAGAACUGGAGGCGAGUGCGAUGGAGCGAGCACAAUUACAAGCACGCGUUGAUGAGCUACUGGAGCGGGCCAAUGAAGCGGAUAGAUUGCGGGCUGAACUUGAACGGCUCAAGAGCCAUGAGGGAGAGCGCGCGGCGGCGCUGGAGCGGCUGGCGGACGAGAACGGCGCGCUGCGGGCGCGCCUGCGCGGCGUCGCGCACUCGCCGCUGUCCGACAGCGAGAAGAGACAACUGCUGCUGGCGCCCGCGCCGCGCCGCAUGCACUCCUCCGCGCCCGCCUCCAUCGCGCUCGCGCACAACGGGGAAGGAGACAGUGGCGAGGCGACUACUCCGGAAUGGGACAAACAUUCGUCAUCGUCUCUCAGCGAGGUCUCCGUCGCUUGUCUGCAAGAUCGCAUCUUGCAAAUGGAAGAACACCAUUACAGUACAAGUGAAGAGCUACAAGCUACACUGGCCGAACUCGCCGACUUACAAUCGCAACUGGCCGACGCGCAGGCCGACAAUGAACGACUGGCCGACGAGAAGCAAGUCUUAUUGGAAUCUCUGUGUCGGCAAACAGAAAAACUAGAAGAUAGCCGAACAAAGGUUGACACAUUACAAGAACUGUUAAUGAGAGAAGGUGUAGAGCCUGAAACAGUUGUCUCUGGAGAUAUCGAUCAACAACUGUUCGCAGUUUUAAAGGUCUCACAAGAGGAACGAAGACUACUGCUAAGUAAACAAGAACAGCUUGAAGCGGAUCUUGCUGAAAUGAAAACGAAGCUAGAGGAGAAAACCAAAGAAAAUGAAACGCUUACUGAAAAGAUUAGGUCGUUGGAGCUGACCGCGGAGCGUUCAGAAGCGGAGCGAGCGCAGUGGGAGCAGGAGGCGGGCGCGGCGAGGGAGGCGGCCGCCGCGCGACAGCACCAGAUCACCGCGCUGGGGGACCUGCUGGCCGCCGCGCAGGCGCAGCUGGCGGGCGCGGCGGAGGGCGCGGCGGCGGCGGAGGCGGCGGCCGCGGCGGCGGCGCGGCGCGAGGCGGAGGCGGCCACGGCGCGCGCGCACGCGCUGUCGGAGCGGCUCGCGCACGCGCAGCGCCAGCUCGACCGCGCGCACUCCGACGCGCGCAAGCUGCACGACGACGCGCUGGUGUCGAGAAAUACAGCAAAGACUACGAUAUCGGAGCUGGAGUUCCAGUUGGAACAGUUGCGACAGGAGAAGACCGCGCUACAAGGUGAACUGGAAACUUUGCAGGAAAACUCUUCGGAACUACAGAUUCAAGUCCAAGUGGCGACAGAUGAGAAGCUAGCGCUGAUGAGUCGAGCGGGCGAGGCGCUGGCUCGGGCGGCCGAGCUGGAGAGGCAGCUGCAGGACGCGAGGGGCCGCCUGGCGCAGCUCGCGCGCGACCGCGAGAGGGACGAGGCUGAAUGGAAACAAUUCCAGAGCGACUUGCUCAUGACGGUUCGUGUCGCCAAUGACUUUAAGACAGAAGCCCAAAGAGAACUAGAAAGACUUGUAUCUGAGAAUAAAAACGCUAGAGACCGCAUUCGGAUGCUGGAAGACCAAAUUCACUCGCUUAAAGGUGUUGACAGUCAAGAAUCUAUGGAUAGUACGCAAAAUUAUUCCGACGGAAAAUGCUUAUCUAAAGAUUCCGAAAGCUUCGAUUCUAAUAGUGAUUAUUCUUCUAAAGAAGUUUUCAAAAAUAUACGAUCGCGAUAUUUAUCAAGAGUUCAUAGUGUUAAUGAACUUUCAAAGGACGUCAGUUUAGUAGAUCAAGCUUUUUUUAAAUUAAAGACUAAAACAAGUAUAUCAAAAGAUUCGGAUAGCUUUGACGUUAGCGGUACGGACUUAACAUUUGAAAUCGAAAACGUGACACUGGAUGAAACAAAUGAUGAUGAUAGUAAUAAAAGUAGUUUAGAAAGUACAGAUGAUUAUCGGGGCAAAGUUGUAGCUGAAGCCAUUCUUCCUUCCUUUGAAACCAAAGAAAUAAAGCGGCAGCAAGCUAUCGAUUCUACUAAAAAAAAGAUUGUCCGUCAGAACGCUAUAGAUGAUUUCGUCGAUUCAGUAAAUGAUAAUAUUAAAUACAAUUCAAGCUUUGAUUCUAAGGAUAUCAAAAACGUAGGGUAUAAUAGUAUUUUUAACAAGAACCUCUCAAACUUAUAUCGUGGUAAAUUUAAAUCCUUUAGUACAGAUAAUCUUAAUAGUAACGGAGAGUUUAAAAAUGGCCUUAAUGAGGCUACUACUAGUCUGGAAUUUGUAGAUGAGACGUCUAAUGUAAGUGAAACAUCUUUGUUCAGUGAAGAAUCCGAUAGCGUUUUCUUAUCUCCGUUGGAAGAAAAUAAUAAUGUAUCAAGUUUAAGCGAUAAAAAGUCAAAUAAAAGCUCUAAUGUACCAGAAACCGACAAAGAGAACCCUCCCGAAAACGUUGAUGCAACUAACUCAAAUCUACCUGUUGUGAAAGCUGAGAAUAUUCUUCCAUUCCCAUAUCCGGAUGACAUAAGGUCUAAAAGACAAUCUGAUGAUAUUUUCGCUCAGCCUUCAAAUAAUUUUACUCGACUAGAUGGAACGAUAGAAAAUGAUUUUAAAAAGGUCAGUGAAGAAUUACAAGUCAAUUUUAAAGCGGCUUUAGAAAGAAUAAGCGGUAACGCCAAUGAUUCUAACAAUUUAUCUGAUACAAUUGCAGUUCAGAUACAACAACAUGAAAUAGUUGUAAAUACAGAUGUUACAGAUAAUAUAAGGCCUAUUAAACGUUUAUCAACAUUUAAAGGGGAAGAAAAUAUUUUUGAGCAAACCGAAUCUAGUCCUAGUUCAAAAGAGGCCAAUGUUAAAGAUACCAUUGAUGUUAAAUCUAACCAAGAAAAUAAAAAAGAAACUUUAGAGGUUACAGAAAAAGAUAGUAGACAAAGUCAACAAGAUAAUUAUAUGUUAAAAGUUGAUAGUAAAAAGAUGAAUUACGAAAAAGCAACAGAAAUGAAAGAAAAUAAUGUAAAAAGCACAAAUAAUGCAAAGUCUACCGAACAAAAUAAUUUAAAUGAUCUGAAAACAACAUCUGAACCGGCAAUCGAUGAUAACGUCAGUUAUCAUUUAAAAAUAAACACUGUCACUGAUUUAACAUCUCCAGUCUUAUCUAACUCUAUAGAUACACAGAAAACUAAUUCAACUGAGAGAAAAAAUAAGGUUCAAACUAUCUUGUCUCCAAUUAAAAUAGUAAACUCAAAUAUCGACCAUGCAUCAUCUCCGAUAAUACUAAGUCCUGUCUUAAUUCGGCCAAUAUUUUUUAAACCUAAUACAUCAGUUGUAGAACAAAGUUCGACAAGCGAUACUAAAAAGGGAACGGUGUAUUAUGAUGAUAUUGAUCAAGUGAUUACUAAAGAAAGUCCGGUAACGAGCGACGUAAAAACAACAGAUACUGAAAGUAAACGUAAGGGUAUUUAUCAGAAAAAUACUAAAUUGAAACCACUUCCAUUUCUCUCUCCGAAGAAGUUUGGUUCCAACGAAAAUGUGAUGGAAUCAAAACCGCCCACCCCAGCUAAAAGUCCCCCUAAAACAGUAGUUAGGUUAUCGAAAUCUCCAGAAUGGUUAGUCGACAAUCAAUACUACCAACCUAUGGAAAACGUGCCGUUUGUUAUAAACACAGUGCAGACAUUUGUCAAAGAAACUCCACUUAAACCGGAACGGCAAUCAAAACAAGUCAAAGAAGAUCCUGUUAAAAUAUUCUCUGAUCAAACAAAGAAAGUACAGGAACCGGAAAAUUAUUACGAAGAAAUCGGGGAACCGGUAAAAUCGAAUCAGCCUAUUAAUGCUGCAGAUGACGAAAAGAUAUCAAAUAAAAUACCAUCAGAUGAGGAUUUCACUGACCUCACUCGUGAGGAAUUACUAAAAGUACCAAGGAAACCAAAGAGAACGAAGAAACACGAUUCAAAAAUAUUUAGUAAACCAAAAGAGAGUGAGAGUGCAGAAAAAGAAGUAUCUAGUAUAACUAAAUCAGUUAUAUCUCUAUCACGAUCACCAAGUGCAAAAGAUAUGACCAAAUCUAAAUCUGUCGGUGAUAUUGUUCAAAGUUUGUCCAAAAAUCUGACUGAAGCGAAACCAGAAGCACCGAUGAGGAAGUAUUCUCUCCAAAGUCAAAGUUCGCCCAACACAGAAGUAGAAACCGGUUCUCUUCCCCAUCUCCGAAAGACCUAUCACUGGAAGACGUUGGAGCACAAACGACUAUCACACCCAAUAAGAUCAUUAAACGACACGUCAUCCUCAAGACUUCUACCUCCUCGGACAGAAGAAACGCCGACCCCUCCACCGCUACUGUCGAGCGCGUCCCUACAGGACAUCAUGGCCACUGCCGCUUCCCAUAGACGAACUAAAGGUGUAAGUCGGCAAGAUUCGCGUCUGUCAGUGAAAUCGCUCAUCGAAAGUAUAGAAAACGCAGCGAAGGCGGCCAAACAGUCGCCGGCUACAACCCCAGUCACCGAAUGGCCACAGGUGCCGCCGGCGGCGAGCGCGCCGGCCGCGGCCCCGAGCGGCGCGCCGGAGCCGGCCGCCGGCACCCGGCCCGCCGCGCGCGCCGCCGCCGUAUUCUUGAUAUUAAACAACCAUUGUAACAAAAAAAAAAAUGAUAAAACUGACACAAAGUACGGUGUGUAUGGCUUGUUGAUGUGUCUAACGCGCGGGGCAGACUCUGCGGCGAGUGGCGCCAACAUGGCCAACAUGGCCAACAUGGCCAACAUGACCAAUAUGCCAGACGAGCAACGCGCACUCGCCACUCUGCAACAGAAGGCCAUCGAAUCGUUCGUGCGGAGGAACAGCUACGGGGAUAUAUGUGAGAGAAAAGAUCCAUUGAACGCGUUACAAGUGAAGAACGGCGGGUCGAAACGCAACGCGCUUCUCAAGUGGUGCCAGCAGAAGACGACGGGAUACAACAACAUUGAUAUCACUAAUUUCAGCUCGUCGUGGAACGACGGGCUGGCGCUGUGCGCGCUGCUGCACUCGUACCUGGGCGAGGCGCGCGUGCCGUACGCGUCGCUGGCGCCGCACGACAAGCGCACCAACUUCGCCGUCGCCUUCGCCGCCGCGGAGGCCGUCGGGGUGCCCACCACGCUGAACAUUCAAGAUAUGAUACAGCAGGAGAGACCAGACUGGCAGCAGGUGAUGGCGUACGUAACGAGUAUUUACAAACACUUCGAGACGUAGACUCUAUUGAGGUAGACAUAAAGACCAAAUUUGAGUAAAUGUUCCGAUUCCUAUACUAACUAAUCAACGUACUUUUAGUCUCAAAAUGAUUUUUUAUCACUGUAUGGAUUAAAGAAAAAUUGUGUUUUUUAUAGGAGUUGACUUGAGAAAAUCCAGAAUGUUCGAUUUUAACGAUGCCAAUGAGGCAGUUUUAUAGGUUGUGUAAAAUAAUUUAACAUUCCUGUAAGGAUAAAGAUGCCAAUCGCAAUAACUAUAAGAGUACUAGCAUAAAAGGCUUAUGAUCAAGUUUGUAACAACCUCAAAAGUUUGUAAUAUUGUUUCAUUCUCAAACAGUUAAUCUAAAAGUAAACGCGUGAAGAAAAAUUGAAAGAAAAGAAAUCCCUUUUUUGUCUUCCAAAAUGUUGUCGUAAUUAUUAAUGUAUUACGAUUUUAAAUAUUGCGAUUGCAUUAUCGUGUGAUAGUUUGAAAGGUGUCCGCCAUUUUGUGAGAUUUGACUUUCGAGUCGCACGAGGAAUUGAUAGCCGUCUUUCCGUAUGAAGACUGAUUUGAUAGAUUAGUGAGAGGGAUCGUUUUGUAAGCAUUACUUUUUAAUAACAAAUGCCAGGGGUUAAUGACCUUAUGACAUGUCAUUUAUUUGUCGAUGGCACUUUUGCCUCAUUGUCGCUUAUGUGUCACUGUGUGUUUUACUUUUUUCCUCUUCUCCAUUCUACGUGACAUUAUUAUUGUUAUUUUUUUCGCCUUAGUGUCAUUCGCCUCAGUAUUUCACAUGUAAAAUGUUAUUAACCCCUGUAAUUCGUUAAGGUGUGUACACAUAAACAUAUUAUUAAGAAAACCUACAUAUUUAAUUGUUAAAAAAAAACAUAAUUUAAUUUUUUCACAAAAAAUGUUUUGUAGUUUGGUUCCUUCAGUCAAAAGACGAUUGGUUUUGCUUACACUUUAAGAGCAGUCCUUUUUUAUUAUAUAAUCAAUUUUUUCUUUGUAUGUAUAAUAUAUUUUUUUUCGUUUGUUGUUAAAUUGUAUGAUUAUAAAUGUGUAUACACCAUUAAAAAGGUUAGAGUAAGAUAGAGUUAGUAACGCCUUAGAAUGUACCGAAGGGCCUUGGUUUUGUAUAGGAGAAUAUAUUUUGUGCUGCUAAGUAUAGGGUUUAUAAUCUUGUCUCACUAGCCGUCUCUUUCAUAUUACUAACGAGUGACAGAGAUAAAAAAAAUCGUUUAACAUUUUUAAUAUGCAUUUAAAUAUAAUAAUAGACUUUCUUAAAUGAAUAAUCUGCCUUUGAUGUCUAUAUCCAAUUUAAUGCCUUAUUACAAUAAUUAUAACUUUAAAGAUUUUAACAAUAAAAUUUUACAACGCAUAGAGAAGAUAUAUGUUAAAACUCUUUUGAAACGUUUGUAAAAUUUUAUUGCUGAAAUAAUUAUGUAUUCAUUAUCUUCGAAAGUAAGCCGCUGCACCAAUUAAAAUAUAAUAAUCAAAUUUUAAAUUUUUUUUCGUCUCUAAACUUUGUAUCUCAUACGUAGAACACGUCAAAAAGCUUAGUAUGAAACUUCAUGGACGGAGAAGAGUUGUGAAUGACGCCGUAUACAUUUUCCAAUAUGUUUAUGUGUUAAUAUUUCGUCUAAAGUUAUCUAACGUAUAAUGACUGUUAUGUACCUAGUUAUUCAAAUUUACACAACUUGGAAAACAAAAGCUGCUCUAAGCUGACUUUAUGUAAAAAAUAUUGUCUAUGGCCGGUCUAUUUUGUACUUUUUUUUAAAAUCUUUUAUGUUGUUUUUUUUAAUUAUGAUUCGUGACAGAUUUGUGAUAUAAAUAAAGAUUUAGGUUAUAUUAGGAUGCACACGGAAUUUUUGUAAUGAAUUGUAAAUUAUAAUAUUUCUUUUGUAUCAAUAUACCAAGUCUUUGCUUUAUCAAAGAUUUCGCUCGUUACUUUAAAGUAUUUAAAAUAAUGAAAUUAAAUUACUUAUUUAAUUACAAAAUGUUCUCCCAUUUUAUCAAUGGAUUAGACAGCUCUAAAUGAGUGAAAGAAAAAGCCGAUACUUCAUAUUUAUUCUUGUAUUUCUCUCAAAUAGUGUCGUCUCUUUCAUACAAUUGACAUUAGUCCUUGUUUUGUGACAUUUAUAGAUAAAAUAUUUAUCAAUAUUAUCUUUUAUAUGUAUUGUAAUAAGGUCGAAUUUGCCUUUGAUUAAUAUUAUAGCUAUAAAUGCUCGCCAUAUGAUAUAAAACGAGUAAUACAUAUUCGCAACGUGACUGCUGUUUGUUGAAGCUAUAUAGAAUAAUUAUCUAUUUUCAGAUACGCGUAUUAUUGUAAAUAUAGCUAAAAUAAAGUUCCUGGUUUAUUUUGAAA